Penicillium verrucosum is the source of this 2493-nucleotide messenger RNA. Its product is annotated as ZZ type zinc finger domain protein. The transcript is spliced from 4 exons. Bases 1 to 2493 code for a protein of 830 amino acids. Lineage: Eukaryota; Fungi; Ascomycota; Eurotiomycetes; Eurotiales; Aspergillaceae. Gene Ontology annotation, molecular function: zinc ion binding. The record is from RefSeq and is a predicted model, not a curated record.
AUGACCACCCCAUCUACUCCUUCUCAUUCGGGCCCAGAGAAUCUGGUUACCGUCAAAGUACUUUACAAUGACAGUAACCGUCGCUUCAAGAUGCCUCUCAGGGAGCUGAAGGCCCAGGUGUUUCCCCAGGUGCUUAGGAAACUGCUCGGGGUUCCGGCGGAUGUCAACGUCAUCCUUGAACGCUAUUCCGACAGUGCUGGUUCUUACAUUCGCUUAGAUUGUGACAACAUCGCAGUCUACAAACAACUCUACCGAGCUGCUAAGGCCAAGUCUAAACUCCGUAUCAAGGUCACUACUCUUCCUUCCCAAAACACAUCUGCACCAUCACCAGUACCAUCAGAACCCACUGUGCCGAUGGAGUCAACCUACCACCCUCGUCACAGUUAUCUCGAAACGGUCCUGAGUCCUCUACCACCUCCCAAAAUCCUCCCUACUCUCCCUCUUAUUGAGUCGACCCAAGUUCCUCAUCUCACCGAUGAGACAGAGUUGCCUCUCGGUCAACCUCACUACCGCACAUUUGAGAUGGACCAAGAAAAGCAUCAGUUCCCGGUCAUCUCUCACAGCUCGUCCAACGGGAUGUUCUGCAUUGACUGCAAUCACUGUGGUCGUUCUAUUGCAAAUGCGCAUUAUCACUGCAGCAUUUGCGAGAACGGAGACUAUGACUUGUGUCUACAAUGUGUCGGUGCCGGGGCAUCUUGCCGCGGCGAAGGUCACUGGUUGAUCAAGAGGACAGUUAAGGAUGGUGUCGUCACAAACAGUACCACCGAGACUAUUGCUCCUCGUGAUCAAUCAGCAGUGGAGUUCAACCCCAUGCUGCCUACUCAGAUUCAGCGCGAGGUGAUUACCAAGCCGGUGGUCCACGUCCCCGAGUCGGUCCCUGAACCAGUCCCUGAGUCGAUUCAGGAAUCAAUUCCAGAGUCAAUCCAAGAGUCGAUUCCAGAGUCCAUCCAGGAGUCGAUUCCAGAGCCAGUGGCCCCGCCGGCUUGUUUGGAUGCAGCCAUUCAGGGUGAUGACAAGCCAAUGUGCAAUGGAUGCUGCCGCGAAGCCGACGAAAGCAACCUUGUCCGCUGCAAUGAAUGCGAGGACUAUGACCUUUGCCUUCGCUGCCUCCUCCGAAAUAAGCAUGGACACCACCCUGGCCACACCUUCCACCUGGGAUCGGAUCGAAACUUCUGCUUGAAGAAUCUGAUCACCUCUCGCUGUCUUCCUGGUCGGCAGUUCCGACACGCCGCGGUCUGUGACGGCUGUGACAAGCGUAUCGUUGGUGUUCGUCACAAGUGCUUAGCCUGCCCCGAUUGGGACUUCUGCCCCGAAUGCAUUUUGACUGCUUCUCAGAGUCACCCGAGUCAUCGGUUCGUGCAGGUUUACGAUACUAUUGGUGAACCUGCUCGGGAACAUGAAAUCCACUAUGGCAUCUUCUGUGACGGUCCUCUGUGCAAGAGCAAACCUGCCCAGAAUUACAUCAGCGGAGUUCGCUACAAGUGCGCUGUCUGUGAUGACACCGACUUCUGUGCCAGCUGCGAGGCUCUUCCGACUGACCACCACAACCGCACUCAUCCGCUGGUCAAAUUCAACACUCCCGUCCGCAAUGUGACUGUGAGCACCAUAGGCGACGACGGCUUGAGUGGAGCAGUUGCCCUGGGUGACCAGGUUCAUGCCCCUACUCGUCCCACUCGACCCGUUGACCAGGCCGAAGUUGAGGAGCAGGAACCCGUUGAGGUGGAUGCUAGCAGCAAGGCUGUGGAGAAGGUUGAGCCUCAGCCAUUCCUGAGCAAGCCCAUUCCCGAGACCGAUGACUCUGUUAUGUCGGAAUACAAGGCAUUCUUUAUCCGUGACACUAUCACGGACGGUACAAAGAUGGCUCCAAACACCACAUUCCGCCAAACCUGGACCCUCUACAACCCUGGUCCUGCAGCGUGGCCCGUUGGCUGUGAUGUGCGCUUCGUCGGUGGAGACAAGAUGUUCAAUGUCGAUGUCUGCCACCCCUCUAGCGUCGAGUCGAUUCGCGCCGCCAUGGAAAGCAACAAAUUGCUUGCCCCUGUGGAGCCAGGCGAGAGUGCUGACUUUACUGUCAACCUCCGCACCUCUCAGCACGAAGGCUCUGCUAUCUCCUACUGGCGUCUGAAACUCCCCAACGGUGUGGCAAUCGGUCAUCGUCUGUGGUGUGAUGUCGAGAUACAGUCUACUUCUCUGGAAGAAGCCGGCACCAGCGAGACCUACCCUGCCGCGUCUGAAAUUGCCGGCAGUGGCAUGAUCUUCCCCAAGCUGGAGAAGGAAUCUCCGGGGUCAAGCACUCACCAAUCCGAGACUCCUGCACCGCAGGCACCGAGCUUGUCGAAUUCUUCGGAGGUGGAUGUUCUAGAGGAUGUUGAGAGCCUGACUCUGGACGAUGCCUCCACUGAUGCCGACACUGGCUUCCUGACUGACGAAGAAUAUGACGUUCUUGACGCCAGCGAUCAGGAAUAUCUUGAGGCCAAGCAAUCCGCAAACUGA